This is a messenger RNA of Lactuca saligna, 1682 nucleotides long. The record is from the annotation of a GenBank genome assembly. Lineage: Eukaryota; Viridiplantae; Streptophyta; Magnoliopsida; Asterales; Asteraceae.
CCCAACGCAAACGUACCACGCCUGCCUCGAGAGAAAGAGAGAGAAAGAAGGAAGGGCUCGUCUGCGAGCUCUUAAGUACUGCAAGUUCUUAGCCGUUCGCUUUCAUGGAGCUUGAAUUACCGCCGGUGAUUCAUGAGAACUAUCAUCUUCUUGUUUCCGCCGUUGCAUUGUUGUUCGGUAUCGUUUCGUUGUACGGCUUGAGGUCGAAUCUAAAAACGCGUCGUAAAUCGAAGGAGAUCUGGCGGAAAUCUAGUAACAACUCCGGCAACGAUGGAUUGCAGUCGCCGGAGACUGAUGGAAGCACUGACGUAAUUAUUGUUGGAGCAGGUGUUGCCGGUGCUGCUCUCGCUUGUACUCUUGCAAAGGAUGGACGUCGAGUUCAUGUCAUUGAAAGGGACUUAACUGAACCAGAUCGAAUAGUAGGUGAACUUCUACAACCAGGAGGCUAUUUAAAAUUGAUCGAGUUGGGUCUUGAGGAUUGUGUCGAUGGAAUCGAGGCACAACAAGUUUUCGGUUAUGCGAUUUACAUGAAUGGUAAAAACACCAAACUCUCAUACCCUUUGGAAAAAUUCGAUUCUGAUAUAUCCGGAAGAAGCUUUCACAAUGGUCGUUUUAUUCAACGAAUGAGGGAAAAAGCCGCAACUCUUCCAAAUGUCAAAUUGGAACAAGGGACUGUAACUUCAUUGCUUGAAAAAGAAGGAACAGUCCAAGGUGUUUGUUACAAAACCAAAGACGGUCAAACGUUGACUGCAUACGCACCUCUCACCAUUGUUUGCGAUGGUUGCUUUUCAAAUCUACGCCGCUCCCUCUGCAAGCCCAAGGUGGAAGUGCCUUCUUGCUUUGUGGGUCUUGUGUUAGAGAACAUCGAUCUUCCAUACGCAAAUCACGGACAUGUUAUUCUCGCUGACCCUUCACCGAUUUUAUUUUACCCAAUUAGCAACACCGAGGUUCGUUGUUUAGUCGAUGUCCCGGGUCAAAAAGUACCUUCCAUUUCAAACGGUGAAAUGGCCAACUACCUAAAAACCGUAGUGGCCCCACAGAUUCCACCGGAGCUAUAUAAUGCUUUUGUAGCAGCGGUCGAUAAAGGAAACAUCAGAACAAUGCCAAACCGAAGCAUGCCGGCUGACCCGCAGCCCACUCCAGGCGCGCUUUUAAUGGGCGACGCGUUUAACAUGCGACACCCGUUGACCGGUGGAGGAAUGACAGUCGCUUUAUCAGACAUCGUCUUGCUUCGUGACCUUCUUAGACCAUUAAGAAACCUCAACGAUGCACCUAUGCUUUGUCAUUAUCUUGAAUCCUUCUACACGCUUAGAAAGCCGGUGUCGUCUACCAUAAAUACAUUAGCGGGUGCACUUUACAAGAAGGACCGAUUUCGUUACUUUCGGGGCUUAACCCGCGUCCGCUCAUCCUAUUUCUACAUUUCUUCGCGGUGGCUAUAUACGGUGUUGGCCGUUUGCUUAUCCCGUUUCCUACACCAAAACGAUUAUGGCUCGGGGCUAGACUCAUCAUGGGUGCGUCUGGGAUCAUAUUCCCGAUCAUUAGGUCUGAAGGUGUUAGGCCGAUGUUCUUCCCUGCGACAGUUCCAGCGUACUACAGGACUCCACGUGUUGCUUGAUUCAAAUAUUGUUGUUCGGUUGGCUGGUUCAUGGCUCGGAUUUGGAUUCAUGGAUCAAAUUCCAUAA